Messenger RNA from Rattus rattus (black rat), 627 nucleotides. It is a transcript of the gene Ecscr, whose product is annotated as endothelial cell surface expressed chemotaxis and apoptosis regulator. The transcript is spliced from 7 exons. Gene Ontology annotation, cellular component: cytosol; plasma membrane. NCBI's taxonomy places the organism in Eukaryota, Metazoa, Chordata, Mammalia, Rodentia, Muridae. The coding region runs from base 1 to 627 and encodes 208 amino acids. Gene Ontology annotation, biological process: positive regulation of endothelial cell apoptotic process; negative regulation of angiogenesis; positive regulation of proteasomal protein catabolic process. The record is from RefSeq and is a predicted model, not a curated record.
AUGGACAGAGAAUACACAGAGAAGCCUGCUACACACCCAGCUGAUCUGGGGACCAACGGAGCCAUGAGGCUGGGUUCAGCAAUCCUCAGUUUACUCCUGCUCCAAGGUUACAGCUCUCAGCCUACGACAACGCAGACCUCUCGGGAAAUUCUACAGAAGUCAUCUCAGGCCUCCUUGGCAUCCAGUCAGCCUGUGACACCACGGUCAAGCACCGUGGAUAGACACUCUCUUUCCUUGCCCGACCCCAUGUCAUUCCAGCCCCAGAGACACACACCUGAAUCAUCUCUGGAUGCUACUCCCAGUCCAGGAACCUCCAGCCUUCGGACAAAAGAGGGGACCAUCCUACCUACCCCCACAUCAGAGUCAGUGCUAACUGUGGCUGCCUUUGGUGUCAUCAGCUUCAUUGUCAUCCUGGUGGUUGUAGUGAUCGUUCUGGUCAGUGUGGUCAGCCUAAGGUUUAAGUGUCGGAAGAACAAGGAGUCUGAAGAUCCACAGAAACCCGGGAGUUCAGGGCUAUCUGAAAGCUGCUCCACAGCCAAUGGAGAGAAAGACAGCAUCACACUCAUCUCCAUGAAGAAUAUCAACACGAACAACAGCAAAGGCUGCACCUCAGCAGAAAAGGUAUAG